Molecule: messenger RNA, 5421 nt
Organism: Toxoplasma gondii ME49
Lineage: Eukaryota; Apicomplexa; Conoidasida; Eucoccidiorida; Sarcocystidae
Exons: 3
Coding region: 1-5421 (1806 amino acids)
Source: RefSeq, a predicted model, not a curated record
AUGGCUCCCUGCUCCUGCGCCGUCUCUGCAGAGUAUGCGGAACUCCAUCCCCCGGAUUUGCUGGAAGACGAGUCCCUCCUCGCCCGAAUCGAGUGUCUAGAGACCCCUCAGAAGGAAGGUCUUUUCUCUCGAAAGUUUGAUCCCCGCAAAUCACGCGCAAAGGCGCUUUCAGACAUCCGUGGCGGAAAUGGUGGAACCACGCUGCAUCUUCCUUUCUCAGGUUUCUCACAUCAAGCUGUUCCAGGAAAGCAGAAGCAAAUCAAGCAAAGAAUCUCUUCAGAGGAAAAGGCAGGGACUCCUCCCUCUUCUGAAUCGCAUUCGUCUUCCUCUCCUCUCUCUUGUUCUGUCUCUCCAAGUUUCCGCGACGCAGUCGCUCUCCUGCAGCGCCUAGUUCCUCCACCUGUUUCCUGUUCAUCCCUUCCACUCCUCGCUUCGCCGGACAGUUCGCCUCGUUUUUUUCCGCCGGAGUGUCCUUCCGUUUCUUCUCUGUCUUCUCUCGCAUCGGCCCUAGGCUCGAAACAUCUUCAGCCUUCGUCGUGCGCCUCCUCCUUGUCCGCCCCGUCUGAACUGCCGUCUGUCUCUCUAGCUGAUUCACCCGCGCCUGUCUCUCUUUCCUCUUGUGAUGCCUCUCCAUGUUCCUCGAACUCUUCGUCGUCUUCCGUUUCUCCUUCCUCGUCUCACAUCCCUCACAUCCUGGCGUCACUGACAGCCACGCAUGCAGACGCGCAUACGCAGUUACACAGGAACACGAGAGAGGCUGUUGAAGCGUGCAGCAGCCUCUCUGGGGAGGAGACAGGGAAGCCUUGUCUGCCGCAGGUCGCCUCCCCGUCUGCUGAGUUGCCGCGGCCGGCGUCGAAACACAGAGAGAAGCCUCUCUCUCGCCUUUGCCUGACGACGGUUCAAGCUACUUGUGGGGAGACCGAGGAGAAAGGAGUUCUCUUGGAAGCAUCUGGGGACCUCAAGCGCCUCCGAAGCAGAGGAGAGUUUGGAUCUCGAGACCAGAGUGUCGAGCUUCGAUCUAUAGGUCUCUUUCUCCUCUCUCUGUUGCCUGAUUCGGAUUUUCGUUUUGGGGGGGUUCCUGAAAGUGGAGACACGCAGUUUCCGUUCGGGAACCGCAGCGAAAGCAGCGAUUUCUUCUCUUGCUUAGGAGUGGCUGAGGAGGAACGAGACGUGCGCGUCUCACCGAGGGACGCAAAUGAGAAACGGCGAGGAGAGAAGAGAUGCGAAUGGUCCCCCGUUUCCAAGAUUCGAAAUCCCCAGACGGACAAGACAGACGAAAUUGCACUUUCGGGUGCUCUGCCUGACCUAAACAAGCGAGCUGUGCAGUCCAUCCUGGAUGCAGUUGCGGUGUAUGUACAGUCCAGAGAGCUGGCUAGCCGCGACGCGUCUGGAUCUCCGUCACUUCCUUCCGUGGAACUUGGCAACUCCGCGACGCGAGAAGCGCCUUUUUUACGCGUCGAAGUGUGCAGCGACGGCGAAAAAGACCUGGAAAGUCUUCAGGUUUCGACUCGGUCUCCUCUCCCCGCGCCUCUCUCCUCAGAGCUGUUUUUCUUGUCAGUUCUGCACCGCGUGAACGGCGCGACGACGCCCUCUGUCUCGCGCUCUUCCUCUGCUUCUCUCCGCGUGGAGUUUCCUCAGCGUCAGCUCCACCUCUGCACUCUGAAGGCGCUGCGAGCUCUGCAGGGCGUCCCGGGGUGGACAUCCACCGCAGCCUCUCUCCUCGCCCUGUGGCUUACGGACUUCCGCUACCAGUUUUCCGGCUCUCUGGAGACACCCCGAGACGCACUCCUCGACGAAGAGAGACUGGGUCUGGCUUGGCAGCUCGUCUGCGGAGAAGCUGGCGGACUUGGUCUCCUCUUGGAAGCGUUGAGGCGGCCAGCUGCGUCGAAGUCUCUCUCUCGGCGAAUCCUGGCAGAGGACGCUCGUGUUUGUGCACAAGACAGAAAGAGGCAUGAAGAGAAGGAACAGGGAGUCGCGAAGGCGGGAGAAGCAGGCAGAGGUAGGGGGGAUAUGUCGGAGAAAGACAAAGUUUGUGUCUGUGCUCCACGGGCCUCUUCUACCUUCUCCGUCGAAAAAGCUCGCUUCUUCGCUUCUCUCCUGGGUCUUCUCUUCGCACCCCUCACCACACUCACUUGCCGAAGCCGAACAGCAGCUCUCGUCGCCUGGAUGCUCUGCGAGGAAAGUGGAAACGGAGAAGAAUGUUCAAAUCCAAACACAGAUAAGCGAGAGAAGAGAGCGAACGAAGAGGAGAACGAGACGAGUCUGCUGUUUCUUCUGCUCAAUCGACUUUGCGAUUCUUUGCCGACACUGAGCCCUCUGUUUCAGAGGCGUGAGGGCGAAACUUGGCGAAGACGAGAAAGAAAAGAAGAAGAACGAACUACAAACACAGUGUGUACAAGCGAGGACCGCGAAGGCUGUGCAUUGCUUGCCGUCUUGGAGCUUCUCGACGCGCUUGUAGAACUCCUCGCGUGUUCCUUCUUCUACAAGUCCGCUGGUGCGAGGUGUACAUACACCAGUAGAGAGCAGCGGCGCGCGCGAGAUGGGCAGGUCGAGAAUGGGGAAGAAGGAGAGAGCGGCAGUGAUGUCGUUGCGAGGAAAGCGGACGGGAGUACAUCUCCAGUGAAGAAGUCAACGGUCCCCGCCGCGGCUGAUGUCUGUCGAGUUCUUCUCGUUCUUCGAACCGCCGAAGUUCUGACUGCGUGCGCCACAGGAGACUCGUCUCUCUUCUGUUCUCUCUCUUCGUUCUCCGUUCUCUUUGAAAAAGUUCCAUCACCAAUCGCACCCAACUACAUGGCUCUCUGUAGCCUCACAAAGCUCGUUCCACUCCUCACGCAAUGCGACUCUUCUUCCUCCUCAUUUUCCGUUUCUUCGUCUUCUCUUCCUUCUUACUCUCCUUUCUCUUCUUCUGUCUCUUCUUCUGCGGAGGCGUUUCAGAGCGGAGAGGAGGAGGAGCGAGCGUCGCGUUCUUCCUUCAAAACUGUCUCUGCGCUUUGUGUCUCUGUUCUUCAGUGCGUGGCUCGCGCUCUUUCUCGAAGUGCAUGCGUUCUCCGCUCUGACUUGCAAGCGGAGGUGAGAGACAGAGGACACAGGAGAGAGGAGGAGACUCAGAGAGGGGACAAAGAGACAGUUGGAAGAAAGGCAGGUUUCAUGGCGAGUCGCUCGAGAGAAGAUGUGAGAGGCGGGGAAGAAGACGUGCAGGCGGAGAGAGGGGAGAGCAAAGAGGCACGAGAGGGAGACGAGCAGAAAGGAGCUGCAAGGCGUCUCUUUGCUGAGGCUGCGCAAGCCGAGAGCGCAGGCGAAACAGGAGGAUCUUCUGCAGAAGCGGCGGGGAAAGAAACUUCAGCUCGACGGCAAGGCGACGCUUGCGGAGAGAAAGACACGGAGACAGACGCCGAUGACCGCCUUCGCGCGAAAGCACGCCUUGGUCGAGGAGCAAGAGAAGAAGGCAGCCCCGCGGAUCGCCGUCAGUGCCUCUGCGGCUCUGUGUUCCUGGCACUUCAUUCGCUUCUCCUGCGUUCUUCCUGCGCCCUUCUUUCGGAUGUGCCUGCGGCCUUUGGCUGCUCCUUUUCUCCGCAACAGCGCGUUCGCCAAAACGCCUGUCUGUCCUCGAGCGAGAACUCCUUUCCUUCACCGAACACCGUCAACACCGGCGCAGGCGGACCUGCUUUUGUCGCUUGCAAGAACGUCGACGCACGGACUGCACUGAGGGUCCGUCUCGGCGCUUCUGUCGAAAGCGAACGCCCAAGCAUUUCUUUUUUGGCGCCUCCUUUGAGGGUCGAGAACGAAGUGUCUAGACAGCGGGACGCGCUCGGUCGCCUCCACCCAGUCUGCUCUUCUUCUUCUCUCGAAACUGUCGAGCCCGAGUCGAAGAGAACAUUCGUGUUGGAAGAAAGGACGGUGGGACUCUCAACAAGCGAGCGAGCGGCUGUUGGCGGCCCAGGACGAAGAAGUGCAUUUCGAGAACGCCGGCUGUCAUCUCUGCCGCCUGUUGCCGAGUGGCUGCAAAGACAUUCCAGAGAAGACACUCUUUCCUCGGCCUACGAAAUUCUGCAUGCGACGCUCAGAACUCUUUCCGAGAUGAUUCCGUCUUCUGAAACGAAACAAAGAGACACGCUUUCAUGUCCUUAUCCCUUCUCUCCUUCCUCUCCUCCUUUGUCGUUCUCUUCUUCCUCCUCUUCUCUCCCUUCUUCUUCCUCUCCAUUGUCCUUUUCAUCUAGAUCUUCGUCCGUUCCUGAUACGCAGUGUUGUCGGUCUCCGUUGUCUGCUUGGGGAAGUGCAGAAUGUGGAGAGGAAGCCACAGAGAGUCGGAGUGUCUGUACAGCUGCCCUCGAGUUCAGCAAAGAUCUGGUUCGCUCUUCGUGGCAGCGCCUCUUCGACACAGCUACACUUUAUUCGGAUUUGCGCGUGCCGAUUCUUCUCCUCGCGGAGCGACUUUUUCAUGCGUCUCCGGAAGAAACGGCGACACCGAAAGCCCAGCCAGAGAGCCUUCACACUGCGGUACCUCUGGGAGGCGAAGAGCGGAAACGUCGCCUGCAGUUUGAGGGCGACUCGCAGGAGAUUCGGAGAAAAUGGCAGGAAGCAGACGAGCAAGCACACCAAGAAAGAGUGGUACUCUCCUUUUACCGCCAGACUGUGCGCGCGGUUCUCCUGCAGUUCUUCCACGUUUCAGUUUCGGAGGAAACGCGGAUGAAGGAGAACAGCAACCACCGAGACCGAGAGAGCUGCUUAGAGGAAGAGCAACGAAGAGAGGUUUGUCGCCUUCUGAGACUCAGAAGCGUCGCGUCGAUGCAUGCACCAGUCGUCCCCAAGGAGGACGGACUUCUCAAAAGUCGAACCGAAAGGCGCGGGGAAAGCGAAGAUGGAGCCCGACCUCUAAGCGCGACCCAGUCCUCAAAGGAGACAGAGAAAGAAGACACAGAGAGAGGGGAGACAGCAGGAAAAGACACGGAGAGGAACGAGGAGACGAAGGGGAAGGAGAAAGAAGAGAGUGAGCGAAACGCGAAAGGAGCAGUUCCUGGAGAGAUCGAGGAGAUGAAGACCACGACGACGGAUGUGGAGGUGGAGGAAGAGGGAGAGACGAGGAAAAAUGAGCGAGGAAGGACAAGGAGAUACGGGACUCUUCUAGCCUGGCUCCAACAGGAAGGAGAAGAAGAAGAGCUGCUUCUUCUCUCUCUCGCGCGCCUCGCGGCUCUCCUCGGCUCUCUGGAGGAAGAGGAAGGAGACAGACGUGAGGGAGAAAGACGUCCAAGGUCUGUUUUUCUGAAGGAAAUGCAUCACCUCUUGCUUGCCGCCUAUGAGCAGGAGUGUGAAGACAGGAAAGAACCUGAGAGACUGCCAGAGAAGACGUUUUUCGACUGGCCCGUGGACUGCCACUGCCGGCCGUGCCUGGAAGCAAAUCACGACGACUGCGUGGACGAGUGA